This is a messenger RNA of Hipposideros armiger (great roundleaf bat), 11515 nucleotides long. It is a transcript of the gene PDZD2, whose product is annotated as PDZ domain containing 2. Bases 890 to 9430 code for a protein of 2846 amino acids. The transcript is spliced from 27 exons. NCBI's taxonomy places the organism in Eukaryota, Metazoa, Chordata, Mammalia, Chiroptera, Hipposideridae. Gene Ontology annotation, molecular function: protein binding. The record is from RefSeq and is a predicted model, not a curated record.
GAGCGGACUCCCAGCGCCGGUGCGUUGCGGCCCCGGGCAGGGAGACGCGGUGGGGUGGCGACUGCGGGGCUUGCGGGGCUCCGGCGCCCGGGAUUGCGCCUCCUGCGGCUGCGGGAGCACCACUGCGCUGCAGCUCCGAGCAGGCGCGGCGGCGGCGGCACCGGCGGCGGCAGCAACGGCGGCGGCAGCGGCGCGGGGUCUCGCCGGGCGGCGCCUGGGUCCGAACGCGCAAGAAGCAGAAGGAGCUCCGACCAGCCGCGUGCAGAUGAUGCAACCGAGAGGCUUCCACCCAUCCAUGUAAUCAGAGAGGAAAUCAGAACAGUGCAGAGUCCAGAUAAAAUCUCCCAGGCCAACUGCUAACAGAAGGGUCAGAGGGAGGGCUUCUGGCAGCCAUGUUGAUAUCUCACGACCCUUGGCAAUAACUGAUUGGAUGACAGAUGGACAACUGCUCCAAGCUGUGCCAAUCAGCUUUGCUCACCUCCAGUGUAUCAUUUAACAACUUUUGAGUGGCAAAGUACAGAAAACAACUCAAGGUGCGAAUGAAUCCAGGGGACGUCACGCUGCUGCUGCUGGAGGAAUACCCCACUUCCCGGUCAUUUGCACGUGCCCUGCUAUGAUAUGAGCCAAGCAAAGACUUGCCAGAUACUUCCUUCCUCCUCUCAUUGAGCACGCCAGGUGCAAGGAUUGUCCCACUGUUCUACGUGUGUCCCGUCCCCCUCUUGCCAACGCAGACAGCCCGGUUUUGAGCAGGCAUCCUUCGUCUGCCAGCCUGAACAUGAACGCAGGCAAAGCCGAUGACAGCCAGGGUUCCCGAGGGACAUGGGACCCCGUGGGGUCCGGCCCCCAGGAGCAGGUCCUCUCAUGAUGUCGGUGUCUGGGAGUGAACACCAUGCCCAUCACCCAGGACAAUGCCGUGCUGCACCUGCCCCUCCUCUGCCAGUGGCUGGAGAACAGCCUACGGGAGGGCGGGGAGGGGCCGGAGCAGCGGCUCUGCCAGGCAGCCAUCCAGAAGCUGCAGGAGUACAUCCAGCUGAACUUUGCUGUGGAUGAGAGUGCGGUCCCACCUGACCACAGCCCCCCCGGGAUGGAGAUCUGUACUGUGUACCUCACCAAGGAGACGGGGGACACGGAGACCGUGGGCCUCAGCUUUGGGAACAUCCCUGUUUUCGGGGACUAUGGAGAAAAGCGCAGAGGGGGCAAGAAGAGGAAAACCCACCAGGGCCCCGUGCUGGAUGUGGGCUGCAUCUGGGUGACAGAGCUGAAGAAGAACAGCCCGGCAGGGAAGAGUGGGAAGGUCCGACUGCGCGACGAGAUCCUCUCCCUGAACGGGCAGCUGAUGGUCGGAGUGGAUGUCAGUGGGGCCAGUUACCUGGCUGAGCAGUGCUGGAAUGGCGGCUUUAUCUACCUGAUCAUGCUGCGUCGCUUCAAGCACAAAGUCCAUUCUCCUUAUAAUGGCAACAGUAGCAACAGCUCUGAACCAGGAGAAACACCGACCUUGGAGCUGGGUGACCGAACUAUAAAAAAGGGGAAAAGAACAAGAAAGUUUGGGGUUAUUUCCAGGCCUUCUACCCACAAGGCCACUGAAGAAUCCAAGAGCAGCACUGGCUAUGAGUUGGACAAUGACCCCAUCUCUGAGCUAGACAAUGGCCCAGACCCUGAACUUGGAAAUGGUCAUGCCUUUGAGCUAGAAAAUGGCUCAGAUUCUGUCAAGGAGGUGGCCGGAUCCCAUCUAGACAAGUCAGAACUGGACAGAGGGACAGAGCAUAGAGUUCCAAAGACAGAUGCUCCUCUGCCCACAAACAAUGAUAAGCGCCGCUUCUCAAAAUCUGGGAAGACGGACUUCCAAUCGAGUGACUGCCUAGCACGGGAGGAAGUUGGCCGUAUCUGGAAGAUGGAGCUGCUUAAAGAGUCCGAUGGGCUGGGAAUUCAGGUUAGUGGAGGCCGAGGAUCAAAGCGCUCACCUCACGCUAUCGUUGUCACUCAAGUGAAGGAAGGAGGUGCCGCUCACAGGGAUGGCAGACUGUCCUUAGGAGAUGAGCUGCUGGUAAUCAAUGGUCACUUAUUGGUCGGGCUCUCCCAUGAGGAAGCUGUGGCCAUUCUUCGCUCAGCCACUGGAAUCGUUCAGUUGGUCGUAGCCAGCAAGGAAAGCUCUGCAGAGGACCUCCUGAGGUUAACAUCUAAAAGUUUGCCUGACCUGACCAGCUCAGUGGAGGACGUGUCCUCUUGGACUGACAACGAAGAACAGGAACCAGAUGGGGACGAGGACGUAGGAACCGGCUCGUCUUCCGUCCACGGAGCAAUCCCUGGGACAGAUGAGCUCCAAGAUUCAUGUGGUUCUGAGGACUGCAGAGGGAACCUGGAAAGUCCCAAACAGGGCAGCAGUAAAAUGAAGCUCAAAAGUCGCCUCUCAGGGGGUGUACACCGUCUAGAGUCUGUUGAAGAAUAUAAUGAGCUGAUGGUGCGAAAUGGGGACCCCCGGGCCAGGAUGUUGGAGGUCUCCCGAGAUGGCCGAAAGCACUCCCUUCCCCAGCUGCUGGACUCUUCGGGAAUGUCACAGGAAUACCACAUUGUGAAGAAGUCCGCCCGCUCCCUAAGCACCACUCAGGUGGAGUCUCCUUGGAGACUCAUUCGGCCAUCGGUCAUCUCUAUCAUCGGGCUGUACAAAGAAAAAGGCAAGGGCCUUGGCUUUAGCAUUGCUGGAGGUCGAGACUGCAUUCGAGGACAGAUGGGGAUUUUUGUCAAGACCAUUUUCCCAAAUGGAUCAGCUGCAGAGGAUGGAAGACUUAAAGAAGGGGAUGAAAUCCUAGAUGUAAAUGGAAUACCAAUAAAGGGCUUGACGUUCCAAGAAGCCAUUCAUACCUUUAAGCAAAUCCGGAGUGGAUUAUUUGUCUUGACGGUACGCACAAAGUUACUGAGCCCAAGCCUCACACCCUGCUCAACACCCACACACAUGAGCAGAUCCAGCUCCCCAAACUUCAACGCCAGUGGGGGAACCUCAGUGGUAGGCUCAGACGAAAGCAGUUCUUCAUCCCUGGGUCGGAAGGCCCCUGGGCCCAAGGACAGAAUUGUGAUGGAAGUAACCCUCAACAAAGAGCCCAGAGUUGGAUUGGGCAUUGGUGCCUGCUGCCUGGCUCUAGAAAACAGCCCUCCCGGCAUCUACAUUCACAGCCUUGCCCCAGGAUCGGUGGCCAAGAUGGAGAGCAAUCUGAGCCGCGGAGAUCAAAUCUUAGAAGUGAACUCAGUCAACGUUCGCCAUGCUGCUUUAAGCAAAGUCCACGCCAUCUUGAGCAAAUGCCCCCCAGGACCUGUUCGCCUUGUCAUUGGCCGGCACCCUAAUCCAAAGGUUUCCGAGCAGGAAAUGGAUGAAGUGAUAGCACGCAGCACUUAUCAGGAGAGCAAAGAGGCCAAUUCCUCCCCUGGCUUAGGUACUCCCUUGAAGAGUCCCUCGCUUGUAAAAAAGGACUCCCUGAUCUCUGAAUCAGAACUCUCUCAGUACUUUGCCCAAGAUGGCCCAGGCCCCUUGUCAGACUUCGUGGUGGCCGGCUCCGAGGACGAGGAUCACACGGGAAGUGGCUGCAGCACCUCUGAGGACGGCAGCCUGCCGCCCGGCACCUCCACUCACAGAGAAUCAGGAAAAGCCAGGGCCAACAGCCUUGUGUCUCUAGGAAGCCAGCGGGGCUCUGGGAUCUUCCACAAGCAGGUGACAGUUGCCAGACAAGCCAGUCUCCCUGGAAGCCCGCAGAUCCUCCGAAACCCUCUCCUCCGCCAGAGGAGGGUGGGCUGCUAUGAUGCUGACGAUGCCAGCGAUGAGGAAGAGUUUGAUGGCGAAGGGGACUGCAUUUCCCUCCCGGGGACCCUCGCAGGUUCCGGCAGGCUUCUGACAGAGGACAACUCUAGGCGUGUCGUAACAACCUCUACCAAGGUCAUGGGCAUCAACAACCAAGAGGAACAUCCCCAGAAAACACUGGUCAGCAAGGCUUCCUCGGUGCCUCUCCUUGGCAGCUCAUUGGACUUAGAGGAGAGCAUCCCGGGGGGUGUGGGGGUCACUUCUCAUGCGGCCAACCUGCUGGCCUCUGGAGCGGCCCCCAAGGGUGGCCCUGGCUGCUUGGGGAGGAAGGAACUAUCAGGAUCACGGAGUUCGCCCAAAUUGGAGUACAAAUCUGGUCCCCAGAGUCAGGUGAGCGUGGACAGCCCCAGUUCCCCCCAGCAGAAGAUUGAAAGCCUGGGGCCCAGGCACAAACCGGUGGCCAGGGUCAGCCCACACUGCAAGAGACUGGAGGCAGAGGCCAGGCCCGGCGGCUCGGAGGCAGCAAACCGGACUGAUGGAGCUAAUGACCCAUGUCGUCUGGACUCUAAAGUCAAGGCCACGUCAGUCCAAGUGACCGUGACUGGUUUUCGACCAGAUGGACCUGUGGAGAAGGAAUCUCUGAGAAAGCUGACCAGCAGGGAUGGGUCCCACCGAGGUGCUGGCCACCUCACAGAGAACCUGCCCAAAGCUGCACCAGACGAGGAGCAACAACCUGGGACAGGACUGGGCGGCUCCCCAGACCUCAUCCCUUCCCCAGGGCAGAAGCGGGUAGCUUCCCCUGCCCCCAGCAAGACCUCAGCAGACACAGGGCAAUUGAGACGGCCUGAGGACCCCAGAGAGCCAGUGUUAUCCAGGGUCCCCAAGUGUGAGGACAGAUGUCACGUCAGCCUCACCCGGGAGCACAGCACAUCCCCAGGGAAAACUGCAACGGCCGAUCCUGACUUCGGCAAGACUUGCACAGCCCCAGAAGCCAGCUCGUCCGACACCACCAGGAAGGCAGCUGCCCGCCAGGGAACAGGACCUGAGGCACGGGGAGCCUCUCCAGCCGAUGCUGUCCUCUCACGAGACCUACUCAUGUCCCAGGAGGACAGACGGGGAGUUUCAGGUUAUAACCACAGCAAAGUGCUGCAAACAACAGGAAUCCUCGUACCCGAAAACUCGCAGGCGUCUGCUCUGCUCAAGGGAACAGGCUCCGGGUCUGAGAGGGCACAGCAGGCCAGCCCCUCCCUGCUGUCACCCACUGACAAGACCAAAGAGGCGUGCGGCAGUGGCCCAGGACACUGCUGCCCCAGGAAGAGUGGAGGCAGCCCUGUGACCGACAUCGACAGGCUCAUCAAGGAAUCAGAUGCUUGUGAGGCAAGACUUCCGUCGCCUCAGAAAGGGGACCGGGCGAGUCAAGAGGGCAGUUCUCAGGGCCAGCUUCCAGCAGGAGCUAGAGAUGGGCGCUCCCGCCGUGCUGAGCCAGUCCCCGGGAACCAGACCCCCACCCAGAGGAGGGCCUGGGCUGCUGGCCCUCCCACUCACGCACAGUGGACCUCCCAGCCUUCAGUUUUGGAUUCCAUUCAUCCUGACAAACAUUUUACUGUGAACAAAAACUUCCUGAGCAACUACUCUAGAAAUUUUAGCAAUUUUCACGAAGACAGUACGUCCCUGUCAGGCCUGGGGGACAGCACAGAGCCGUCUCUCUCAUCCAUGUACGGCGAUGCUGAGGACUCGUCUUCUGACCCCGAGUCGCUCACUGAGGCCCCUCGAGCUUCCACCAGGGACAACUGGUCACCUCCUCGUUCCCGUGGGUCUUCUCACAAAGAAGAUACGACGGAGUCUGAGGAGGAGCAUGUUGAAAUCUGUUCCACAGGGGGCUCCCCAAACCCACCCCCGACCGCAGCUCAUGCUGCUGCUCAGGCUGCACCCCGCCCUGCUCUCGCCAGGGUUCUGCCAUUAAAGCACAGUGCUCUGAGUGAAGCGACGGGGAGUCCGUGUGAGACAGCGUCCUUCAUGCCCGGAGCCUCGUGCCCUGCAAUCCCAAACUCUUCCCAGCCACCUUCUCUCUUGGAUAUAAGCUCUCAUGGGCAUGAACCUCACGCGGACCUAAAGAUGACACACAACCACAGGCCCUCGUGUGAAGGCGGCCCUGAGGAAGACGGCAGCACUGGCUCAGCUGUGGGAAACAGCCAGCUUUCUAAAGCCACCAGGCAUUUUCACAACUCCCCGAUCACUCUCAGCUCUCCUCACAUGGUAAAUGGUUUGGAAGAUGCCUUGGUGAAUGCUGAAACCCCAAAUGAAAAACAAGCCAAUGUUAACACAACUGAGAAUCGGUCCUCCUAUAGCAUGGCUGUCCCUAAGAACGGGGAACCUGUUUUGGCAAACCUGCACAUCUCCGAAAGUCAUGACCUGGAUGACUUGCUACCGAAACCAAAAAUGAUCUCCAGGAGGCCCAUCAUGGCCUGGUUUAAAGAAAUCAAUAAAAGUAACCAAGGCACGCCUUUGCAGAGCAAAGCUGAAAAGGAACAGUCCACGGUGCCUGCCAGAAGUCCUGACUGUAAGAGUCAGGUGUUGAGCACAAGCCACAAAAAGGGAGUUUCUGUGCCUAAUAGCCCCCCUCAGCUGAAACUGAACCUCGAAAAUAAAGACCCACCUAAAAAAAGUUCAGCGGAAACACUUUUAAGUAACUGUCAGAAACCCAAAUCUGGUCCUAAGCUGAAGAGGUUGGGCAUCAAAAGCAAAAGCAGAGGCAGUUCCGAGGCCCUGGCCAAUAAUACGCCUAAAGCUGGUGGGACAGACCACAGGAAACCCCUCGUUUCACCCCAGACCUCCCACAAAAUGCUCUCCAAGGUAGCAUCACACCGGUUCCACGCAGCUGACCAUGAAGAACCCGACAAAGAUGCCAUGGCCACCACCAAGUCUCCCCAUUGUGUGCUGGACAGUAAGCCACCCCCUGCGGCCUCGGGGUCACUCAGGCCUUCGGCGUCAGACACAAGCAUCAGACCAUUCAUUCCACCCCUGACCUCCCCCAAGAUUCUUCCUGAGCAAGGUACAAGUAAUAGGUUCCACACGGCUGUCCACUCCGAACCCGACAGAAGUUGCCCAGCCACCCCCAGGUCUCCUAAGUGUGGACCAGACAGCAAGGCGCCCUCAGCGGCCUCGGGGACGGGUCCCCCAGCAUUGAGGAGUGGCGCGUCCAUGGCAGUGGACAAGCGGGAGCUCCCACCUCCCAGGCAGGCCCAGCAGCAUGUGGCCAGCCAAGCAGAUUUGGUACCAGAAGCAGCCCAACCCGGGGUGACUGGCAACAAAGGAAGCAAAGCAAUUGUUAAUGAUCCACUAGAAAGAAUAAAUCAGCUGAAAAUAGUUGAAAUUCCUUCUGAAAGAAUGCCAAAGAAUGCAAAGAAUACAAGUGGUAACAAGCCCGUUGAAAAUGACAGACAGGGAGAGUUCUUGGCCCAAAGCAACUGUCAGGAGAAGAGUGAAAUCAGACCCUGUCACCCGUCAGUGGAAUCAUCUCCAAAUCAUCUGCCCUCACUCACGUCCCGGGCCUCCCCAGUGGAGCAGGAAACGCAGCGAUCUUUCAGCGUGGCAAAGCUGGCCUCCUCCUCCUCCUCCCCACAGCUGCUGGAUAGAAAGGCGGAUUCCUCCCCGGGAAAGUCAAGCCAGAUGUCAGACUCCCCAGGGAUGCCCAAGAACAGCACACCAGCGAGCCCAGUGCUGGAUGACCAUCCCUAUUUCACGCCGAGGCCAGCGACCAGGACCUACUCCAUGCCAGCCCAGUUCUCAAGCCAUUUUGGACGGGAGGGACCUUCCCUGCACAGCCCAGGUCGCGCUCAGCGGGACAACCAGAUCCCUUCAACAAGUGGUGGCCUCCUGGAGGCCAAGGCAUCCCGAGGCAGUGCUCUUGGCCUUGUUAAUGGACAGGGUGUGUAUAGUGUAAAGCCCCUGCUGGAGACAGCGAGGAACCUUCCAACAACAGACGAAGGGGAUGUUCUGUCACUGCAGGAAACGAACUGCCUGGUCACAGACAAAAUCAAAGUCACCAGGAGACAUUACUACUCUGAUCAGAACUGGCCCCAUGAAUCUACCUCAUUUUUCUCUGUGAAGCAGAGAAUCAAGUCCUUUGAGAACCUGGCCAAUUCUGACCGACCCAUGGCCAAGUUGGGGGCUUCCCCCUUUUUGUCGGUGAGCUCCAAGCCUCCCAUUGGGAGACGGUCAUCUGGCAGCGUGGCUUCAGGGAGCCUCCUCAUCCACCCUGGUGACCCGACAGCGAGGUCCCUGAGACGCAGCCUGAGUUCCUGCAGCGAAUGCCAAAGUGAAGCCAGCACCCUCAUCCCCCAGAUGACCAAGUCCCCGUCCAGCACGAUGCUGAUGGUCUCCCAGCAGAAUGUGGUGGAGGCCAGUAACAAGGGCCCUGACUCGGACCCAAAGAAAGCACUUGGUCCUUCCGGAAUUCCCGCCCCAACAGUGACCCCAGCCUCUCCUGUCAAGAGGAACAAGUCCUCGGUGCGCCACACACAGCCCUCGCCUUUAUCCCGCUCUAAGCUCCAGGAACUGAGAGCCUUGAGUAUGCCUGACCUUGACAAGCUCUGCAGCGAGGACUUCUCAGCAGGGCAGCCAGCCGUGCUCUUCAAAACUGAGCUGGAGAUCGUCCCCAGGAGGUCGCUUGGCUCCCCUGCUGGAGGUCUCAAUGGGUCCACUGCCCUUUCGUGUCCCGUGAAGGUGGGGGACAGGGUCUGUCCAGGAGGAAGCUGGCCUAAAGCCGGUGAGCCUGGGGCACCCAGUUCAGCUGGUGAUAUGGGUGAAACCCCCCAGGAUCUGCCUUCCAGAAAAAGCUGGUCAGUUAAUUUGGAUCAACUUCUAGUCUCAGCGGGGGACCAGCAAAGAUUACAGUCUGUUUUGUCGUCCGUGGAGUCCAAAUCGACCAUCCUAACUCUCAUUCAGGAAGCGAAAGCACAAUCAGAGAAUAAAGAAGAUGUUUACUUCGUAGUCUUGACUAAAAGAGAAGGCUCAGGUCUGGGAUUCAGUGUGGCAGGAGGGACAGAUGUGGAGCCAAAGUCAAUUGUGGUCCACAGGGUGUUUGCUCAGGGGGCAGCUUCUCAGGAAGGCACUAUGAGCCGAGGGGAUUUCCUUCUGUCAGUCAAUGGUGCCGCACUGGCUGGCUUAACCCAUGGGGACGUCCUGAAGCUUCUGCACCAGGCACAGCAGUACGAAGAUGUCCUCAUGGUCAUCAAGAAAGGAAAUGACCAGCCCAGUCCCUCCACCAGGCAGGAGACGCCCACACCCAACGGGAAGGGCUCGCAGUGCAGAAAGACCACCCCCCUGGAGCCUGGCAUGGGGAGGAGCACAGCUGCACAGGAUGCUCUGUGCGUUGAAGUGCUGAAGACCUCAGCGGGGCUGGGAUUGAGUCUGGAUGGAGGAAAGUCGUCUAUGUCUGGAGAUGGGCCCCUGUUCAUUAAACGAGUGUACAAAGGUGGCGCCGCUGAACAAGCUGGAAUAAUAGAAGCUGGAGAUGAAAUUCUUGCCAUUAAUGGGAAAGCCCUGGUUGGGCUCAUGCACUUCGAUGCUUGGAAUAUUAUGAAAUCUGUCCCAGAAGGACCUGUGCAGUUAGUAAUUAGAAAGCAUAGGAAUUCUUCAUGAAACAAACAGUAGUAGUGACACAUGUUUAAAACAACAGUCUCCUUUUUUUCGGUUCCCUUCUUAUUUUAGCAAAUCAGAAUGACUUCUUUAAAUGGUGGGUUCCUAAAACAACAGAGCACCAUGGUGUAGGCAAGGACUAAAAAUCUCCACGUUUUUACCUGCAUGUGAAGCUGAACUCGGGAAGACUUCCACCUGGAUCACCAGGGCAGGCGGGUUCAAUGAAUCCCUGUGCCUGCCCCUGCCUUUCAUGUUUACUGAUAGUGACACAAGUUGUGGCAUGAAGCUCUUUUUCAUUUGAAACGUUUAGCUAGGCCUUUGCCACCUCGCCAACAUACCCAGUCCUGGCAAUUUAGGGAGCCAACAAGAGUCUGAGAGGCAACACAAGUGUCACAACUAAAAGGACUAUAGUUAAAUGUAAUUUUGUAAGUAACCAAAUGCUUUUAGGGACAUUCAAUGGAAGGAGACACAGGUUAGUGUGUUACCCUGAAAAGAAAAUGAGACUUUAAAAAUAAAUUAAUUACGACCUAAUGGUUAGGCUGAGCUCAGGAAUUAUCCAAAAAUGAAAAGCAAAAUACAGAAAGUAAUAUUUUUUAGUGAGUGUAAUGUGCAAUGUAUGGAUGCAGAGUUCAACUCGGUGGGUUACUGAUCACCAUGGGGUCAUGAUCUAAGAGUGUAAGUCGUAAGGCUGUUUUACAGAAACAUAGUUCCGAUGAACUGUACUAAGUAGCCAGGAACUUCACUGCUUAAAAUGAGCAGGAAGGUCCAGCUGAGAGCACCUUGCAUCUAGUUUGGAACUCGUCUUGAAUAAAUGCUUGGAUUCAAGACUGGUCAACACAAGAGCAGACAAAAAUAUCAGUCACUGGGUUUCCAUUUCUAUAGUGUAUAUACUCCAACCAGUAAUUUAAACUAAAUUUUUAGAAAUCAAGUAUCUUUUUAGUAUCCUUGGAUUUAUAAACAGAGGCGUUAUAUUUACAAUCCAAAGAGAGGAGCUUAAAAUAAUCCUUGUAGAGAACUUUUUGUUGCUGGUUUUCCUCCCCUUAUCCCAACAAGCUUAAAAAAUGUGAACUUUCUAAAUUCUGGGUCACUUUUCCGACCUGGGUGUCAUGCCAUACCUCUGCGGUGACUGAAGUUUUUGCUGUUUUUUGUUUUCCUGUUUUGCAAAUUCUUCCUUCUGCCAAAAACGUUUCCCUGCAGAAGCCCACUGUGACUCACGUUGCUUGUGCAGCUGGUCCUCGCUUGCUGCUCUCCGUUCAUAGCACGAGCUUCGUAGUAGCUGUUCCCGUUCGAUGCGCUGUCCCUCGUCACACCACUGGCUUUUCGCCCCUUGUAGUUCAAGCCCUCAUCAGCUUCAUUUGCCAAAAUGUAAUAAGAAAGAGGAAAAUGGUAAAGGAGAACUAUGUAGUUACAACUCAAAUUCUCGGGUGGCACAAGCUGGCUGAUUGAGUCCGGGGGAAUCCAGGUGAGAUUACAUACCUGAUGAUGCUAAGGUUUUCUGUUGGAGCUUACUUGACAUAACCUACUGCUUGGGUGUGUGGCUUAGAGACAAGAACUCAAGUCAUUAUACCCCCCCCAAUCAUGGAGGCACUAGAGCCGUCACCUUUGUACAUUAUUUUUCUGAGUGAUUAUAAUCCCAGGAAACCUCUGUGGAGUUGGGCCAGAGAGGUCUCUCAGAUGGGAGUGAAAUAUCUGGCUGGUGUGAGCCCAGUUUUCGCAUUGUUUUAACAGGUUAUACAAAAGAAAAUGUAGUACAGGCAUUUAGCUAGAAAGACCUGAUUAAUUUAACUUCUACUUUUCACUACAAUUCCAGGUAGGAUACUAUAGAAAGUCAGUGCAAGGUGCAUGCUAGAUUGUUUUUAAGUCUCUGGGGUCAGUUUUGUGGUUUCUGUUUUCUUGCCUAAAUGACAAGAGACUACUAGAAGUCAACACUGAAAACGAUUUUUUGCCUCCACUCUUCCAGCUGUGCCGACUAAGAAAUGCACAGCCCUAUGUGAACCGACAGGAACUUCCAGAGCCAUGCGGAACAAUGGAGUGGUCUUGUGAGAGAGUCCCUCAUCUUUAUCUGAAGAAUGCGGGGGGGGGGGGGGG